Molecule: messenger RNA, 859 nt
Organism: Arabidopsis arenosa
Lineage: Eukaryota; Viridiplantae; Streptophyta; Magnoliopsida; Brassicales; Brassicaceae
Source: the annotation of a GenBank genome assembly
UGGCAGGUUUGGAACCAAAACGGCACCAGCUGUCCUGACCAAACUAUACCCAUAAGACGUAGCAUGGUCAGGGCUACACUAUUUAAUCGCGGAACAGUUCCAUACGCCGCUGAAGAGGGACACGAGUACGCGAUUGGAGAGGUGGUAUAUUUGCGGGGAGUAUAUGGAACAGCGGCAACUAUGAGCGUGUGGAAUCCAUCAGUAGAACAUGGAACACACGAAUUCAGUUUGUCGCAAAUUUGGCUCGUCGCUGGACAUUACAACGAGUCCGACCUCAACACAAUCGAGGCUGGCUGGCAGAGGGACACAUAUCAGAACACAGGGUGUCUCAACCUCGAGUGCCCUGGCUUUGUCCAAGUCACUAGCGAGUUUGCCAUUGGCAGUGCAUUCGCUCCUACCUCUUCUUAUGGCGGAAGCCAAUAUGACGUCACGAUGUUCAUAUGGAAGGAUACUAACGAUGGCAAUUGGUGGCUAAGUAUUGACUCCAUAGUGAUUGGGUAUUGGCCGGCAAGGCUGUUCACGCAUUUAGCUCACGGCCCGGCGAAAUUGGUACAGUGGGGAGGCGAGGUUGUGAACUCUCGAAGCUAUGGCCAGCACACUACCACGCAGAUGGGUUCGGGCCACUUUGCAGAGGAAGGCUACGGCAAAGCAGGUUUCUUCCGAAACCUGAAAAUUAUUGACUACCUCUCGUACAUGCAACCAGUCCAAGAGUUUGUCCUGCAAACGAAGAACCCCACAUGUUACACGGCCAAGAAGGGAUACAGCGAGGAGUGGGGGAGUCAUUUCUACUACGGCGGACCGGGAUACAACGCCCUAUGUCCAUAGUGUUUGGACACUAGGAUAAACUUAUUUGUUUAUG